Molecule: messenger RNA, 1605 nt
Organism: Meloidogyne enterolobii
Lineage: Eukaryota; Metazoa; Nematoda; Chromadorea; Rhabditida; Meloidogynidae
Source: the annotation of a GenBank genome assembly
AUGGAAGAAGAAGAGAAAUUUAAGGAUUAUGGUGGAAAUAUAAGUAUUAACAAUAUAUCUUCUGAUAUUAAAAUUGAAAAUAAUUACGAGAAUGAUAUUAAUUAUAGAAUUAAGAUGUACCAAGUUGUAAUACCAGCAUUUUUAUUUCUUUCUCUUUUGGCAGUAAUUGCAAAUUCUUUAGUUAUUUUGGCAUUAAAAGCUUCAAGAGUUCGUAAUGCAACAGUUACUUUACUUUUAAGUUUAACAUUUUCCGAUAUUUGGUCAAGUUCUGUCAUGGCUUUAUCUCUUUUAAUAAAUAGUUAUUUACCUACAGUUUUACAUACACAACCAAGACCUUGUGUUUCGCUUUCUCUUGAGAUGUUAAGAACGGGUGGUUUAUUAACAGCAGCAUUACAUUUAUUACUUAUUGCAUUAAAUCAUUGUGUGGGUAUUGUCCGUCCACAUAUGGAUAAACAUCGUUUACGUCGAAUAGCUUUUUUACUUUGUAUUUGUGCUUGGUCAUUCCCUUCAAUUAUUUUGUUUAUUUUAUCUUUAAGUAGAGAAAAUCAAGGAUUAUUUAAUUGUGAAAGAGUUGAUUUUUAUAAUGAAAAAAUAUUUAGAUGGGCAGUUGCCGGGCUAUUAGCUAUUUUAUUUUUGGCAAUAACUUUGUGUUAUGCUAGAUUGCUUUGUUUAAUGCAUUCAAGAAAUAAUAUUGUUAAUAAUAAUAAAAAUGAAAAUUCUUUACCCCAAUCUGCUAGAAGUAAUAAUAGUAAUGAAAGGAAAAGACGUCGAGAAAGGAGAACUCUUUGGACUACUUUACUUAUUUGUGCAAGUUUUCUUUUAGGAUGGGCACCUGCUAGUGUUUUAUUUGCAAUAACUUGUUCUGAAUGUCGUUUACUUAGCAGUAUUGGAUCUUUUCGUCUUUUAUUUGGACUUAGUUGUAUACAAUUAAGUUUUCUUCUGGCAAAAUCAUUACUUAAUCCAUUAAUUUAUUCUUUACGAAUUCCUGAAGUUAGAGAACAAUUUAACAGACAAAUUAACAGAAUACAGUCUUUAGAACCGAGAAAAUACCUUAUUAGAAGUUGGCACAAAGCAACAUGUUCUAAAAGCAAAACAACAUUAGCAACAACAACAGCAACCUCCCCACCACCUUCCCCUUGGAAGUGGAGAAGAACCCAACGUGCACGUUCACAUCUUUUUGGUUCUUCAAUUUCUUCAGUAACAAAUAUAAAUUUAAUUAACGGAAAUGGAGGGGGACGUGUUUCUUUUUGUUAUAAUGAUGAUAUUAAAGAAGAAGAAGGACAGCAAAAUAAUUUUCGUUUAAGUUCUUUAAGAGAAUUAUUUCAACAAACAUUUAAACAAAAAAAUAAUUUAAAUAAUAAUUGGUCAAGUAGAAGAACACGUUCUGAAAUAAAUAAAAGAAUUUUAGGACAAAAAAGAAGAGCAUCAACAACAAUGACAAUAAAAGGAUUUAAAGAAAAUAAAAGAGGGGCUAGAAUGUCUGAAUGUCCAGAUUGGCUACAAUUUAAUGGAAGGAUUUCCGAAUUUAAACCACAAAGAUUUUCAUAUGAUGGAGGACAAAUAUCACAUUUAGCUGCAAAAUACAAAAAAGAUAAUAAAUAAAUU